Molecule: messenger RNA, 2791 nt
Organism: Salvelinus sp. IW2-2015
Lineage: Eukaryota; Metazoa; Chordata; Actinopteri; Salmoniformes; Salmonidae
Product: pre-mRNA-processing factor 19
Biological process (GO): protein ubiquitination; mRNA splicing, via spliceosome; DNA repair
Cellular component (GO): U2-type catalytic step 1 spliceosome; cytoplasm; Prp19 complex
Molecular function (GO): ubiquitin protein ligase activity; protein binding
Source: RefSeq, a predicted model, not a curated record
UCGUGCUAUCCCAGCAUGCAAUAGUCGGAGCUGUACCCAACACGCGCAGCCGUGGAACAGCGUGCGUGAAUACGGAAAGGAAAAUUCAUCCAUCAACAUUUUAUUUAGCCGGAUUAUUAUUAUAUGAGAAUCAACACAAAAACAAGCUACAGUUGGAUCCGAAGAACAUUCAGUUAUCUGUACUGAUAGGGUGAUCUUGGAGGAAACGAACGACCGAGGGUUUAGCUAGCUACUGAAAAUGUCCCUGGUUUGUGCAAUCUCGAAUGAGGUGCCGGAGCACCCCUGCGUGUCGCCGGUGUCCAACCAGGUGUUCGAGCGGCGGCUGAUUGAGAAGUACGUCGCCGAGAAUGGAACAGACCCUAUGAAUGGGCAGCCUCUGUCAGAGGAACAGCUGAUAGACAUUAAAGUCUCUCAUCCCAUCAGACCCAAAGCUCCCUCAUCCACUAGUAUCCCAGCCAUCCUCAAAGCUCUGCAGGACGAGUGGGAUGCGGUGAUGCUCCACAGUUUCACCUUGAGGCAGCAGUUACAGACGACACGUCAGGAGUUAAGCCACGCCCUCUACCAGCACGACGCCGCCUGCAGGGUCAUCGCCCGUCUCACCAAGGAGGUCACUGCCGCCAGAGAGGCUCUGGCCACUCUGAAGCCACAGGCGGGAUUGGUGGUGGCUCAGGCAGUCGCUUCCCAGCCCUCUGUCACGGCUGGAGGUGCAGGAGAGCCCAUGGAGGUCAGUGAGCAGGUGGGAAUGAUACCAGAGAUCAUACAGAAGCUGCAAGACAAGGCCACUGUCCUGACCACGGAGAGAAAGAAGAGAGGAAAGACCGUUCCAGAAGAGCUGGUCCGAACGGAGGACCUCAGCAAGUACAGACAAGUCGCUACCCAUGCUGGUCUCCACAGUGCCAGUGUGCCUGGGAUCCUGUCUCUGGACCUGUGUCCCUCCGACACCAACAAAGUGCUCACUGGCGGGGCUGAUAAGAACGUGGUGGUGUUUGAUAAGAAGGAGGAGCAGAUCAUCGCAACCCUGAAAGGACAUACCAAGAAGGUCACCUCUGUCAUCUAYCACCCCUCUCAGUCGGUAGUGUUCUCGGCCUCUCCAGACAGCACUAUCCGCGUGUGGUCCGUUACCGGGGGCAACUGUGUCCAGGUGGUGCGGGCUCACGAGGCGAGCGUCACCGGGCUCUCCCUCCACGCCACCGGAGACUACCUGCUCAGCUCCUCCGAGGAUCAGUACUGGGCCUUCUCUGACAUCCAAACAGGUCGUGUUCUCACCAAAGUCACUGAUGAGGCGGCAGGAUGUGCUCUGACCUGUGCCCAGUUCCACCCUGACGGUCUGAUCUUCGGGACGGGGACGGCCGACUCUCAGAUCAAGAUCUGGGACCUGAAGGAGCGCACCAACGUGGCCAACUUCCCCGGCCACAUCGGCCCCGUCACCUCCAUCGCCUUCUCUGAGAACGGAUACUACCUGGCUACAGGUGCCCAGGACAGCUCAGUGAAGCUCUGGGAUCUGAGGAAGCUGAAAAACUUCAAAACCAUCACCCUGGACAACAACUAUGAGGUGAAGUCCCUGGUGUUUGACCAGAGUGGGACGUACCUGGCUGUGGGUGGCACUGACAUCAGGGUCUACAUCUGUAAGCAGUGGUCCGAGGUCCUCAACUUCACAGAACACACUGGGGUGGUGACUGGCGUGGCGUUCGGGGAGCACGCCCAGUUCCUCACCUCCACCGGAAUGGACAGAAGCCUCAAGUUCUACAGCCUGUAAAAACAGGGAUCAAAGAUCAUAUGGGCAGAGUGAUGGAUGGCUCUGAUUGGCUGGCCUCUCUGAGGUCACACUGAUGAUGUAUGCAUGGGAAGAGACUUUGGCUGUGUCCCAAAUGGCACCCUAGGGAAUAGGAUGCCAUCUUGGGGAUACACAGACCCUGCAGCUGUUGAUCAGAAGGGAAAUGCAGCCUGAUUGGAUAAUAAUCUGAGGCUCGAAUGUUAGAAUGGAUUUUUAACUGAUAUKCUCCAUGAACAAUGGUGAAACAGAGCAUAUCAAUUURGAUUCCAGGCUACUGGAAUGCACCCAAAAUAUGUCACUCAACAAUCCUACUGUAUAUGACCCAUACUAUACUAAGAGCCAUGGGGCGUGUCCCAAAUGGCACCCUAUUCCCUAUAUAGGGCUGGACUACUUUUGACAGGAGCCCAAUGGGCCCUGGUCAAAGGUUGUACACGAUAAAGGGAAUAGGGUGCCAUUUGGGACGCAGGCAUUGACUGAAUCACACCAAGAGCCAUACAAGCAUAUUGUAGACCAUGUCCAUUCAUCAAUGUGUAUAUAGUACCUUGUAAGACCCCCCACACACACAGAGGUAACUUCAUAGUGAACGUUGUUGUAGAUAUAGAUCUAUAUAAUAUAUAUAUUUGAAGCUCAGUGCCACCUUUAUUUUUAUUCAUAUCAUUACAGUAUCAGUAUGUGGUAUUAGUCUUUACAGCUUGUGAAUGUCAUGUUGAUUUCAUGCCUUUUUAUUCUCCUCAUCCUUUUUUUUUUUUUUUACUAUCCAUUAUGUUUCUUGUGCAAUGUGAAUGAUUUCGGUUAGUUGGUAAGUGAUGCCAUUGAUUUGAGGAAAUUCUAAUAUUUGUAUUUUUUUCAACCCUCUGCUCCAUUUCACUGUUUAAUUUUUUUUUCUUCAUAUCUUUAUUUUAUUAUCGUAUUGUCCCUCCUUUCUCUCUUCAUGAAAUGCCUGUUUUAUGCAUUAUGAUUUUGCUAGGUGAAGACUGUUUGUUUUUAGAUCAUCAAUCAAUAAACAUCAAAAUAGUC